Messenger RNA from Alternaria incomplexa, 279 nucleotides. RefSeq lists its product as uncharacterized. The record is from RefSeq and is a predicted model, not a curated record. The transcript has 2 exons. Bases 1 to 279 code for a protein of 92 amino acids. Lineage: Eukaryota; Fungi; Ascomycota; Dothideomycetes; Pleosporales; Pleosporaceae.
AUGUCAGGACCGUCAGGUAAACUCGGCGGUCUUUCCACCAGUGUCGUCGCCAUCAUCGCUGUCGGUGGUGUAGCAGGCCUGCUAGCCCUCAUUGUCGUUACGUCUCUCAUCUUGGACAUACCAAAGCGUAUGAAGCAAAAGAAGAACACUGGCCUCAUGGCACCAGAAGAGAUGGAGAAGAAGAGUGUAGAGAUUGACGACGCGGAAAAGGGUGCUAUCAAGCAAGCGACAAGAGAGAUAUCACGUCGCCAGAGUGUCAAUGCGCCCACCCAUCGAUAG